AUGGGACUCCAUUCAGGUUCAUCUCUCUCGCCGUCACCGGGAGAGACUGUUAUGGUGGUGAUGAACGUAAAGCGCAGCAAAGGAAGCCUGGACGCCCUUGACUGGGCCAUCAAACACCUCGUCCAGCCCAGAGACAGAGUCAUAGUUCUUGGAUUGUUGUAUGAGUUGGGGAAGAGGACGUGUUUCCCAUUUGGCAUUGACAUCUCUAACAUUUGGGUAAAACUGGAGUUUGCAGGACAAGGAGAAAUGAACCCCAGAGAUCUUGAAGAGGAGAUUGAGAGAAAGAAGGAAGAAUACCAGUGUACUCUCGAACCAUUCUAUCGACGCUGCAAAAGGAAUGAGGUGGAGUUGGAAAUCAAACUUGCAGCAGGAUAUGAUCCACGGAAACUUAUUGUUGAAGAAGCACAAAAUUUCAAUCCUCGUUGGAUCAUUUUAGAUAGCCACUUGAAGAGGGAAAAAAUGUACAUAUAUGGGCAUGUAGCCUGCAAUGUUGCAAUAAUGAAAGGGAAAGACUUUGCAACCUUAAUGCCUUCAAAACUUCCGGUGCAUGAGCUAUGGUUGAGUGAGUGUAGAAGAAGUGUUGAUGGAAUUUCAGAGUACAGAAAAAGUGUCGAUGGAGUUUCCAUAGCCGAUGAACACGAGAAACAAGAUAAAAGUCUCACAUCUUCUCAGGAAAAUAAGUCAUUCACACCAUCACAAUAUCCACAAACUCCUCAAACUCCUUGUUGGUAUCCACUCUCAUGGAGAACUGGAUUCCCUAGACCUUUCACCAUUAGUGAAGUUGAAAGGAUAACCAAUGGCUUUGCUGAUGAAGAAAUUAUUGCAGAGAAGAAGAGCAGGAAAAUUUAUGAAGGGAUUUAUCAAGAAACACCUGUUUUGGUCCUCUGUUUCGCCGGGAAUGAUGAUCGCUUCUGGUCAGUACUCAAGGUCCUCUCCAGAGUUCGCCAUCGCAAUAUUUUGAACCUUGUUGGAUACUGCUGCACAAAUGCUUCUAAUAUCUUGCUAUGUGACUACCCUUGUGGCAAAAAUCUUGAUACAAAAUUGCGAAGUGAUGAAUCGGCUAAGAAUCUAUCAUGGAAAUCAAGGUGGCAAAUCGCUCUAGAUAUAGGCGCAGCCCUGCGCUACCUCCAUGAAGAGUGUGCCGAUGGACCUAUUGUAGACGUCUCACUUUGUUCCAACUCUGUGGUAUUUUCUCACAGUUCCUCUGCCUUGCUUUGCAUCUCAACCUCAGCUAGAUGUCUUAUGGAUGGUGUCCCUUGGAAUGGAGAAUCACCAGCUCGGCUAUCGAAUUUUGAGGAAGAUGAGCGACUCUCUGGUGAUAUACGCGCUUAUGGUAUAGUUCUCACAGAGCUCAUAACCGGAAAAAGCAAUGAACGCUUUCAGUCCGAAAACGGGAAUCAAUCCUUCAUCGAUUGGGCAUUGCCACUGCUGCAAAGUGGUUCCCUGAACCUGUUGAUGGAUCCAAGGUUGACAGAUGCUGCUUCUCCUUCUUAUGUAGUCCAUCAUAUGGCACGCGCCGCGUUACUGUGUCUGAAGAAUGAAUCAGGUCAUAUGGUCUCCAUGAGUGAGGUAUUGGCUGUGGUUCAAGGAGAUCAAAUUACAGUAACAAAGCAUUUGAAUUACUUGAAUUGA
Messenger RNA from Cornus florida, 1632 nucleotides. Its product is annotated as putative proline-rich receptor-like protein kinase PERK6. NCBI's taxonomy places the organism in Eukaryota, Viridiplantae, Streptophyta, Magnoliopsida, Cornales, Cornaceae. The transcript has 9 exons. Bases 1 to 1632 code for a protein of 543 amino acids. Gene Ontology annotation, molecular function: protein kinase activity; ATP binding. Gene Ontology annotation, cellular component: plasma membrane. The record is from RefSeq and is a predicted model, not a curated record. Gene Ontology annotation, biological process: protein phosphorylation.